Molecule: messenger RNA, 264 nt
Organism: Prunus armeniaca (apricot)
Lineage: Eukaryota; Viridiplantae; Streptophyta; Magnoliopsida; Rosales; Rosaceae
Source: the annotation of a GenBank genome assembly
AUGGAUCGCUCCAUCCGCCUUGUUUCAGCUGCCUUCGUUCUUGUCCUGCUUUUGGUGGCUACCGAGAUGGGACCAAUGGCUGUCGAGGGAAGAAGCGCUAAGAAGGUUGGGCCAAAGAAGAGGACCUGCGAGAGUCAGAGCCAAAAAUUCAAGGGAAUUUGCUUCUUGACGAGCAACUGUGCCACGAGUUGCAAAACAGAGGGCUUCAAUGGAGGCCAAUGCCGUGGCUUCCGCCGUAGAUGCUUCUGCUCCAAAGCAUGUUAA